This is a messenger RNA of Penicillium bovifimosum, 1140 nucleotides long. RefSeq names its product terpene synthase family protein. The transcript has 3 exons. Lineage: Eukaryota; Fungi; Ascomycota; Eurotiomycetes; Eurotiales; Aspergillaceae. The coding region runs from base 1 to 1140 and encodes 379 amino acids. The record is from RefSeq and is a predicted model, not a curated record.
AUGGCUUCACGCAAUGAUACUCUCUCGCAACACCUCGGCUUUGUCCCUCCGGUUGGGCGGAUCCACCUUCCUACGCAAGUAUCAGGCCACGUUCCGGACUAUCAUCGACGCAACGAGCGGCCGGUUGUUAAAUCAUGUGAAAUUCCAUUGGGAAUGCGUGAUGUUUCUCUUAAGGUUGGAUGUCCUUCUCGAUGCCCUAUUGGCGUUAUGAACGUUCCUAUCCAUCAUUCUCCUCCAUCAGCUGUGAUACAUUCACAUGCCAAUUUCAAAGCAUCAAUUCAGCCAGAGAAGGCCGGAGACACCAAGGACUUCUACGAUCGGUGCUUUGCAGAGGCUGCUGCAAUCAAUCUUUUCUUCCCAGACGUACGAUCUGAGGAUAUUCGGAUUUGCAUGACAGCCUGGCUGGCUGCAAACUGCGCCGGCGACGAUAUUCUCGAGGCUAUGCCACCUGAUGCCGCGAUCAUUGCCCUAGACGAGACUAUCUUGAAGCUUCAAGGAAGCAAAACAAACGUCUCCCCGACAAACAACGUGGCAUCGAUCCUGUGCCUGUUCCAUGAGUAUUGCGUUCAGCACCUGAACCUCUCCGAGAGUACCGCGAAAGAGCUGAGCAACGACAUAUGCGACAUGUGUGAGGGCUUGCGGGAGGAGAUCCUCUUCCGACAGGGCAUACUCCCCAACACACUGGAGACCUACCUGCGAUUCCGUGGCCGAACAAUGGGAAUCCAUCCAUUUUUCACAUUGAUUCGCACGCUACAUCAACCAAUCAGCAAGGAAUACCACUCCGACCUCCUAGAGCUCCAAAAAAGAGUUAGUCUGGUUCUCGGCCUGCAAAACGACCUCGUAGGCCUAGAGAAAGACCGCCGCAACGGCGAGCCCAUGAACGCAGUCCUGGUAUCCCUGAAAGAACAAGCCGAAAAUGACACAGACCAAGCAACCAGACUCCUGCCUAAAACGGUCGAGGAGAUAUGCGAUAUCCACAACCUGUGCGUUUCUGCUGCAGUGGAAAUGCACGAUGAAAUCCAUAACACAUUGAAAGCGGACGUCCAUGUGGCGAUCCUCGAGACAGCAGUGUUGGCUUUUGCGGAUACGCAUUUGAAAUGGUGUGCUUCUUCGAAACGAUAUCAGGCGAAGGUGGAGUAG